AUGGAGGAUGUGGUGGCACACUCAUCAAGUGAUGAGCACGGGGGUGUCUGCCCAGGUUCAAGAAUGGCCUGGAAUUGCAGAGGUGCAGGUGGAAAGGCUUUCUCUACCCUCAUCAGAGAUAUCAAAAAAGAGUUUAAUGCUAGUUUCUGCAUUUUAUUAGAAACUCAUAUUAGUGGGCAACGAGGUGAAGCGGUUUGGAAAAAAAUGGGUUUGAUGAUGGUGCAUAUAAAAGUCAAGUCUGGGUCCUUGCCAUAUUGGCUUUUAACAGUGAUUUACGGCAACCCCCAGAGAAUUAAUCGGAACUACCUGUGGGAUGAUAUUAGAUUGAUACACAAUGAGAUUAACUUGCCGUGGUGUCUUAUUAGAGACUUUAAUGCCAUGUUACAUGAUCAUGAGCGUCACGGUGGGUCCAAUAGCAACAGAAGAGGAGCAUGCCCUGAUUUUCAAGACUGCGUAUCUGAUUGUGGCCUCUUUGAUUUGGGGUACUCGAGAUGGCCGUUUACAUGGAAGCGUGGAAACUUGGUUGAGAGACUCGACUGUGGCCAGAGCAACCUUGAUUGGCAGAUCAUCUUCCCUACUGCUCACAUCAAACACUUGCCUAGUCUCAAGUUGGACCACUCCCCCUUAUGUCUCCACUUAGCAAAUGAUCGACAAGAGAACAAACAAAGACGCUUUUUCAGGUUUCAAGCAGCUUGGCUAUCACAUUUGAAUUUCACCCAUAUGGUUAAUAGUAACUGA
This is a messenger RNA of Arachis ipaensis, 738 nucleotides long. RefSeq lists its product as uncharacterized. The record is from RefSeq and is a predicted model, not a curated record. NCBI's taxonomy places the organism in Eukaryota, Viridiplantae, Streptophyta, Magnoliopsida, Fabales, Fabaceae.